Pestalotiopsis fici W106-1 is the source of this 3849-nucleotide messenger RNA. RefSeq lists its product as uncharacterized. NCBI's taxonomy places the organism in Eukaryota, Fungi, Ascomycota, Sordariomycetes, Amphisphaeriales, Sporocadaceae. The record is from RefSeq and is a predicted model, not a curated record. The transcript has 2 exons. Gene Ontology annotation, molecular function: protein binding. Bases 1 to 3849 code for a protein of 1282 amino acids.
AUGGAUGCUCGUCCCAUUCCCAGCGCAACAGCGGAGACCCAAAAGAUCAUGAAUAUAUCUGAAAAUACCUUUGGAGACAAUACGCAUAUCCACCAUGGCGAUAUUAUCAACAAUCUUGCGUUCCGCAAGCCUCUACCCACCGCUCGAGAUGCAGAGUUCGGUUCUUUUGCCGAACAGCACAACAGAGACUGCCUUCCCGGCACGCGAGUCGACCUCCUUCGCGAAAUCAUGGAGUGGACAGACAAUCCAUCCACCGAAUGCAUAUUCUGGCUGAACGGAAUGGCAGGCACGGGAAAGUCAACCAUUUCCCGCACAGUUGCUCGAUCGCUCCAGGAAAGGGGAGCACUCGGUGCUAGCUUCUUCUUCAAGAGAGGCGAGCAGGAUCGAGGGCAUGCGCGCUUGUUCUUCACAACGAUUGCUUCGCAGCUUGUGAUUUGGAAACCCGCCCUCCAGGGCUCUGUCGCGGAAGCCAGGGAGACCUACAAAGGCAUUGAGGAUAAGAGCAUGCGAGAGCAGUUUGAGAAGCUCAUCCUACAACCCUUGAGCAAGAUCCAGCGGUUGGACGAGCCAGUCGUGGUCGUUAUCGACGCGCUGGAUGAAUGCGACCAGGAUGAAACCAUCGGGCUUAUCAUCCAGUUGUUGCCACAGGUCAAGGCACUGACUUCGGUACGCAUGAAAAUAUUCAUCACCAGCCGGCCCGAGCUGCCGAUUCGUCUUGGUUUCAAGUCAAUAACGGGCACGUACAAGGACAUUGCCCUGCACCAGAUACCUGAGCCCGUGAUUGAACAUGACAUACUCUUAUUCUUUCAGUCUGAAUUCGCAAGAAUACGAGGAGACUACUAUGAGGACAUCCAACUUCCAUCAGGAUGGCCUGACAACAACGCUAUCCAAACCCUUGUCCAAAUGGCCGUUCCUCUAUUCAUUUUUGCCACGACCAUCUGCCGCUUUGUCGCAGAUCCAGUCUGGUCAGACCCCGUCAGUCAGUUGGAGAAAGUGCUAGAAUAUCGGUCGAACGCCGGUGAAUCUGAGCUGGAAAAGCUCGAAUCGACAUAUCUUCCAAUACUCAACCGGCUGAUCGAUGGAACCGCUGGCCUGAAGAGGAGUCGCUUGGUGGAUGAGUUUCGCGCUGUUGUUGGCCCCAUUGUCCUUCUCGCGACGCCUCUCUCCAUCGCUGCUCUCGCAAGACUCCUCGACAUCCGCCCAGCGGCCAUAAACGGCCGGCUCAGAACUCUCCAUUCCCUCAUCAGUGUAUCUGCCCAGCCAGACACCCCUAUUAGGAUCUUCCACCUGUCUUUCCGCGAUUUUCUCGUCGACCCUAUCAGACGGCAUGAGUUCUGCGUGGGCGAGAGAGAGUGCCACGAGAGACUCGCACACCGCUGUCUCCAAGUCCUAGAGGCAAAUCUAAAGAGAGACGUAUGUAAUUUACAAGCUCCUGAUGUGGCUGGCUCAGCAGUCGAUCCCAGUGUGGUUAAGAUGUACCUACCAGCACAUGUCGAGUAUGCCUGCCUGUAUUGGGCGUAUCAUAUAGAGCAGAGUAAGGGUCGCGUCACCGAGGUGCAAAUCGACCUGUUUCUUCAGCGCCACCUCCUUCAUUGGUUGGAAGCCUUAUGUCUUCUAAAGAAGAUAAGAGCGAGUAUCGCCAUACUGGAAACCCUAUCUAAAUACGUCCAGCCUGGGACCAUGCUUGAAGGAUUCCUCCGGGACGCGAGCCGGUUCACUCUGAAUUGUAUCCCUGUCAUGAUUAGGUUUCCUCUGCAGCUCUACAAUUCGGCAAUCGUUUUUUCUCCCCAGAACAGCGAAAUCCGAAAUGCCUUCAUCGACGAAAUGCCCUCCUGGAUAUCCCCCUUCCCGGUUGUGGACCCAGAAUGGAACACGUUCCUCGUGCACACGCUCGAGGGUCAUGGCGGACCAGUCAACUCUGUGGUCUGGUCACACGAUGCAACUAGGCUGGCGACGGCGUCAAGAGAUAAAACUGUGAAGAUCUGGCACGCGGUAACUGGGCAGUGUGAAUUGACACUAGAAGGCCACAGCGACUCCAUAACCUCCGUUACAUGGUCGCAAGAUGCAGCUUGGCUUGCAACAGCGUCAAAUGAUUAUACUAUCAAGGUUUGGGACCCAGUGACCAGUCAGUGUGUAUCGACCCUCGAGGACGACACCACGUUCGGAUUUGUUGGAUGGUCGCAUGAUGCCCAAUGGCUUGCGUCUAUCUCAUCCCACGGCGGUACCAUUAAGAUCUGGGAGCGAGCGACUGGCCGUUGUAAAACGACAAUUAGAGGCCACGAAAAGGAUUUCUACUUUCUUUCUUGGUCGCAUACUGCGGCCUUGUUCGCAUAUGGAUCGCAUUAUGACGUUGCUAUCAAGAUCUGGGACUCGGCAACUAAUAAGUGCAUAACGACUCUUCAAAGUGGAGACACUUCUGUUCGAUCUAUAACUUGGCUGCGCAGCGGUACGAACCAAAUCAUGUCCGCUGCGGUCAAUGGAACUGUGAAGACCUGGGACGUGACAACCAACCAGUGUACAUCAACUGUGAAGGUCGAGGGUCGUCUUCAUAACAUAACCUGGUCGCAUGACGCAACCCGGCUUGCAUCGGCAUUCGACUAUAAUAUCAAGAUCUAUGAUCUAGCGACUGGCCAGAUAAUAUCGACGUUCGGAGGCCCUGACCACAACAUCAACGCCAUAUCCUGGUCAAGCAACAUAGCUAGACUUGCAUCAGCCUCGCAUGAUCGUACCAUCAAGAUCUGGGACCCGGCGGAUGGUCAAUAUGUUUCAACACUCGAGAGCCACAGCGCAAGGGUCACCUCUGUAGCCUUUUCAUACAACGCGGUCUACCUCGCAUCAGCAUCAGCCGACCAUGUCAUCAAAAUCUGGGAACCAGAAACUGGUCAAUAUUUAUCGACGCUCGAGGGUCUCGGCAAGGAGACAAGACUUAUGUCCUGGUCGUACGACACAAGCCAUCUUGCAGUACUAUCUGACGACUGCACCAUCAGUAUCUGGGAUAUACAGACUGGCGACCAUGUAUCAAUACCCGUAGCCCAUAACGGUGUCAUAAACUCCAUAUCGUGGUCAUAUACCGCCGCCCGUCUUGCCUCCGCAUCAGAUGAUGAUACCAUUAGGAUCUGGGAUCCAGCGACUGGCGAGUGUAUAUUUACGCUCAAGGGGCAUAAAGAUUUUGUGAACUCUGUUACCUGGUCAAAUGAUUCAACUCGACUUAUUUCCGCAUCAGAAGACUGCACUAUCAAGAUAUGGGACGUUGCAACGGGCCAGUGCGUGUCAACGCUCAAGGAACCCAGUGGCUGGGCAAGUGCUGUAGCUGUGUCGCAAGAUAUGACCCGGUUGGCAUUAGCAACGCCUAGUUUCGCUAUCAAGAUCUGGGACCCUGUGAACGGUCAGCAUAGAUCAACACUUGGGGGUCAUGGCAAUUAUGUGAGGUCCCUGGCCUGGUCGCACAACGCGGCACGCCUUGCAUCGGCCGCGGAUGAUAAGACCAUCAAGAUCUGGGAUCUGGCGACUGGCCAAUGCAUGUCGUCACUUGCGAUUGACGACCCGUUCUGUAGAAAGGACUUCCAGUUUCAGAAGACUGAGUUGUACCAUUUACAAACCACGCUCGGCGCUUUUGAAGUACAAAUUGCUACAGAACCUCUGAAACAAUCCGAUUCCCCGCCUCUACUUGCAUCAUACGGUUUCGACACUGAGUAUACCUGGCUCUCAUACAAAGAUCAGAAUCUUCUCUGGCUACCAUCAGAGUAUCGACCAUCAACAUCGACUUUCCAUGGAAGAGUGGCCGCCAUUGGGUGCAGAUCAGGUCGUGUCUUCUUCUUCAACUUCGCCAAACCAAAUCCCCUUUCAUAA